This is a messenger RNA of Glarea lozoyensis ATCC 20868, 984 nucleotides long. RefSeq lists its product as uncharacterized. The record is from RefSeq and is a predicted model, not a curated record. Lineage: Eukaryota; Fungi; Ascomycota; Leotiomycetes; Helotiales; Helotiaceae. Bases 1 to 984 code for a protein of 327 amino acids. The transcript has a single exon.
AUGUGGCCAUUUCGAGCAGCUGCACCUUCUCCUACUCGACCAACAGCUUCACCGGAACAAACUGAACCACGCUUUGAAAGUAGCUACCGCGUCAAUCGAAGUUACUGCAGGUCACAUCAUAAACCAUUGACAAUAGAGUUCCUGAAGAAGAUUACCGGCCCAAUAACAAUUCCUUCCGGCAGAUUUGAAGCUAGAACUUUGUCAUCAGCCGCUGUUCACUUUGCUAAUUUACCCGAGAACAAACUCAAUGCUCUACAGAGGAGUGCUCUAGCAGAUUUCAAAGCAAACCCAGGCAAAUUCAGCUUUGAUGGUAGAAACAGCGUCGAAGAACUUUUGGAUGCAUGGGCAACGUUGUUUGACAAUCUAUUCUUCUUCGGUACGCUGCCGAAGGACAGUCGAGUUUCUGUGAAAUUCAAGCCAAAAUCACCUGGAGUGGACUAUCUAGCGCAUUGUGUGGUCUGGGCAAGAAAAAGCAGAGUCACAAUCUAUGAUGACCCCGGUAAGCCCCUUGUGUUCAUCUUAAAAGAAGCAGUCAACAGCUUGCUACAUGAACUUGUGCAUGCUUAUCUCGGCAUGUAUGGAUGCCAUGGCUGUCAUCGUUUGUGGGAAGAGGAAGGAAACAGUCACGGAAUUGCAUUCCUGGAUACCAUGUUUGCCGUCUCAAAUGGGGCACGACGACUCUUGAACUUCAAGGCUCCAAAGGGCGAAGGCUGUAAGACUUCCUUGGCUUGGGACAUACAUGACGAGGGCACGAGAUUUCCCGAGGAGGAGAUCUUAAGCAGAUGGAAAAUCUCUCGUAAAGCGCUGAUGAAGAGUGUAGAGGGAUACAAGGAAGGCGACGGAAUAAAAAAGGCCGCCAAAAAAGAAGCAGAAACUCUCAAGAAGACACAAAAAGGGGAACGGAUGCGGAUGAAGAAAAAAAGGUUGAUGAUAAGAUUCAUAGAUUCUACCUCCGAUUCAAAGGCUCUCCAGCUCCGGAUCUAG